Molecule: messenger RNA, 1119 nt
Organism: Hirsutella rhossiliensis
Lineage: Eukaryota; Fungi; Ascomycota; Sordariomycetes; Hypocreales; Ophiocordycipitaceae
Exons: 4
Coding region: 1-1119 (372 amino acids)
Source: RefSeq, a predicted model, not a curated record
AUGUCACGAGAAGAGCUCUCAGCGGCUGCCGCGCCGGUGCUGUUCCGCGACCGAUACCCACUGCCCCUCAUCGCGGAGACCCUGCAGAAUCUGGCCAAGGCUAAGUGGUUCACCAAGUUGGACGUGGUGGCCGCUUUCCAUAAGAUCCGCAUGGCUCCGGGACAUGAGGGAAAGACUGCAUUUCGCACGAGGUUUGGGCUCUACGAGUGGCUCGUGUGCCCUUUCGGCCUGAGCGGCGCCCCGCGCGCCAUCCGCGAAUGGGAGGCCCUGACCACGGUGAAGGGUGUCAGAAGCUUUCUGGGCUUCGCCAACUAUUACCGGAUCUUCAUCCCCGACUAUGCCAAGAUCACGCAGUCUCUGGAUGCCCUGCUUAAGAAAGGAACUGCCUUUCAUUGGGGACGAGCGGAGAACGAGGCGUUUCAGGAGCUGAAGCGACGAUUUUGCGAGUCACCGGUGCUCAAGCAGUGGGACCCGAGCCUCCCGACCUUUUUGGAGACGGAUUGCUCAGGCUACGCAUUGGGAGGCGUCCUGUCGCAGGAAGGCCCAGAUGGACGUCGACACGCAUGCGCCUUCUUCUCGAAGCGACUUUCGCCAAAAGACAAGCCACAGGGCAUUGACGACGAGCGGGAACAAGGAAGAAUGAUACAGUUGAUACCGGAUAGUGCCAUUCCAUCAUCGACAAGAGCAUGUAUCAACGCGAUGAGUUCUGACUGUUCAGAGGCAUCCACCCUGCCGAAGAUGAAGGUCUUCGAGGUAGCGGACCUGCAGCAACUCUGGGACGAAACGGUGGCGAAGGACUCGAUAUUCCGGGCAGCCUAUAAGGCAGUCCGCGAUCGCGAGCGUGCCUUCCCGCCCUCGCUGGGCCUGAAGAUCCAGAUUUCAGAAUGUGCGAUCGACGCAGGCAAAAGGCUGACAUUCAGAGACCGUAUUUGGGUGCCGGGUGGAUCCGGAGAGGAGGGUAACCAGGAGGAAGCUGAGAAAGACCAGUUGAGAACCCGCAUUGUGCAGCAGUCGCAUGACUCUGUUGCGACCGGUCAUCCCGGCAGGAAGGUACGCUGGCUAUUGUGGCUCGGCGAUUCUACUGGCCUGGGCAGUCCCAGCUGGUUCGCCGGUACGUAG